CGAUCAUUUCGGCUCGCGAAAAUCCUACGCACACCACGUAGCCCGUCGCCGCGCACCCGGCACCGCACACACGACUAGUAAGCACCGACCGCCGCCGAUGACGGACACGCGUGAGUUUCAACGCAACGGUUGAUACGUUUAUUAUUCAUUAUCGGUAUUUGUAAAUUUGCGUUUGGCGGUAGUGCCAACAGCUGUAACGUGUUCGCGUCUGCGUAUUUUUCAAACGGUUUUUUCUCACGGUGCUUUUCAUUCGUCGAGCAAUAAUUAGCAGCCGCUCGUUGGCGCGUAUCGUUUUUUUUUAAAAAUCGUACGAACAUGAAGCGUCCUCGGCGAGCGUGACUCCGCACGGCUGGGCGUCCCGCGAUUAUGUAAAUGUUGUUUGCGUCCAGGGCACUGUGAUAUGUUUGCGGUUGACACGUGGACGACGACGGAGGAGGUGGCUUGCCCGGGCCAGCAUGAGCAUGAGAUGCGGGCUGCAGACACUGCUUGAGGCCGCCCGAUUCGUCGAGUUACAAGAAGAGUUCGAGAAACAACAGUUGGUCACUUUACACGCAGCUGAAGAGCCUUUGUCCAACGACAAAGAUAUCGGUUAUCAUCCCUCCUCUGUGACACUACCCAGUUCCGAUCUUCCGGCUUCGUUGAAUCACAUCGAACCACCGUCUACACCCCCUCAGCAGCAGCAGCAGCAGAAACAACAACAACAGCAGCAGCAACAACAACAACAACAACAACAGCAACAGCAGCAGCAGCUGCAACAACCUCAAAGACAACCACAACAGCAGCAAGCUAAUACCGUCCUAUUACAACAGCACCACCAUCACCCGUCUUACAAGUCUGUCGUCGCUACAACAAACGUCGUCGUUACACCUAAUACCGUUGUAGCCAACGCCGUCUCCAACUCUGACGACAAUGGCGCGUUGUCGUUGGCUCAAGAACUCAAACGACGGACAGGAUCCGGUACAAGGGAGGUGCACAACAAAUUGGAGAAAAACCGAAGAGCGCAUUUGAAAGAAUGCUUCGAGCUGCUCAAAAAACAAGUACCGGCAUCUCAGGACGAGAAAAAGACGUCGAACCUGAGUAUACUCAGAAGCGCCAUCCGGUAUAUUCAGGUGUUGAGACGAAGAGAAAGAGAGCUGGAACACGAGAUGGAAAGACUGGCCAGAGAAAAAAUAUGGGCUCAACAAAGGCACGCUUCUCUCAAAAAGGAGUUGGCUGCCAAAUGGGAUCACAUAGAUUUCAGCAAGCUGUUGCCAGACUUACCGCCUGAUGUAGUUACUAGAAAAACUACAAUUGCCACAAGUAUAAAUGAAGACUUAGAAACGGAAAGAGAUGCUAGUAUGGUUACUAGUGAUGCGGAUGACAGCAAAUUCAGUGCUCUAUACAGUAGUACUUCUUCACUGUCAAGUUCCUCUCCGCCCACCUUGCCGCUCGUCUCUGAAACCACUCCCCAUCAGUUGCAAGUGGUGAGUACAUCACCAAUGAUGGGAAGCACCAUUCAUAUAGUUCCUCAGACCAGAAACUCGUCUUCGUUACCCAAUGCUUUACAACCACAAACUCUCACAUUUGUUCAUCACAAAGACGCUCUGAACCAACAUGAAGGUACCACUCAAGCUGUACUUACCAAAGUUCAGCCAAAUGGCUCAUUUACUUUGUACGGCGACCCAAAGAUCGCGACCAAUCGUUCAAAAAUGUCUAUUUCAGGCAUUAAGAUUAGCCCAAGUAUGAUUGAUCAUUCCAACAACACAGCGUCUGCUCCAAUCAGACUGUUGCAGAACAAUAUAUUAGCAACCCAAGCUUCAGUUGUGAAUAGAGGGCAGGCGACUCCAAAUCAUGUUAUAACUCGGCCACUACUUCUAACACACCACGCUAACACUUCUCCGGCUCAUCUAGUACUAUCUACAGCUUCUUCUAAGGCGGUGACAAUUCCAAACCAACCAAUUCCACAGUUGUCCAAUGGCCAUCUUUUAGUCAAGCCGAGCACGAUGGUGGUUAUGAACAACCCACAACCAAAAUCACACCAUUCCGGCCAUAAAGCAUAGCACUCACCGAUCUUUAUUUUAAAUUAUAUUUAACUAGUUUACAAUAAUACUAAUUUUUUUUUGGGGUUUUUGGUAAUAACAGCGUAAAAAAUAGUUUUAAUAACAGUUAAAAAAAAACCAAAAAAAAAAAAAAAAUUUGUACCAUAUAUAAUAUUUAUAUAGACUAUGAUGGAAAUUAUUUUAUUAUAUUUAUUAUUUCAAAAACCUGACAUCUUUAAAAUCUAUUGUAUAUACUAUAUAGUUUUAAUUUUAUUUAUAAAAGUUUUAAAAAAACACAUUAAAUAAUUAAUUAUUGUAAUUAAAUAUAUUUGUCAUACUAUGACAAC
Molecule: messenger RNA, 2365 nt
Organism: Adelges cooleyi (spruce gall adelgid)
Lineage: Eukaryota; Metazoa; Arthropoda; Insecta; Hemiptera; Adelgidae
Product: max-binding protein MNT-like
Exons: 9
Coding region: 456-2039 (527 amino acids)
Biological process (GO): regulation of transcription by RNA polymerase II
Molecular function (GO): protein dimerization activity; DNA-binding transcription factor activity, RNA polymerase II-specific; RNA polymerase II cis-regulatory region sequence-specific DNA binding
Source: RefSeq, a predicted model, not a curated record